Messenger RNA from Gopherus flavomarginatus (Mexican gopher tortoise), 10558 nucleotides. Its product is annotated as tudor domain-containing protein 1-like. NCBI's taxonomy places the organism in Eukaryota, Metazoa, Chordata, Testudines, Testudinidae. The record is from RefSeq and is a predicted model, not a curated record. The transcript is spliced from 25 exons. Bases 5191 to 8745 code for a protein of 1184 amino acids.
UCCAACUAUCAAAUUCUUUAACGUAUACAAUAAUGCAGUACUGCAUUGUACUUUAACUUCUGGAACCCAAGGCCAGGUGUGUAUUACAAAGUUUUUGGUCAUUAUAAGUUCUGUUGGAGAACUUAUACAUCUGUUAGCACAUCACAUGUGUAUGUUCAUAUCUGACUCUUUGCGUAAGCACUGUGUACUCAUUAGGUGUGCUGGUGUCAAUGCUCAGUGUACUAUGGUUAGGUAUUGCACUGUGCCACUUGCCUCCAUCCACUGUCUUUUGGAAAAUUUUGACAAUGCAUGGUGAGAUAGAAACGAGUCAUGCAGGGAUGACUGGGAGCAAGGGGUCAAGUUCCCAUUAUGCAGUUUUCUCCAUCCCAUAUUACUAUCCACAUCCCAUAGGUUUUGUAUCUUUAAAAAAAAAUUCUGUAAAUCCACGUGGCACUUCUUGCUGUCUGCCGUCUCUGAUAAAAGCAUGGAGCCCUCACAGUUAUGCACUAUUGCGUUUGCAACACACAUGACAGGAUCCUCCAGUAAUUUCAGAACCACAGGAAGAACUGCAGCAAUGGGGAGACAUAAUCGUUUCAAGGAGGACAAUUUGCUGUGGGACAUAGCAAAUACUAAUUCAAGGCUGUUGGUGGCAUUCAUGGACCAGCUGCAGAUUGUUGAAUAUCACUUCUGGGCACAAGAAACGAGCACUGACCAGUGGGAGUGGAUCAUAAUGCAGGUUUGGGAUUACAAGCAGUGGCUGAUCCUCUGUCUGUGUGCUGAUCUCGCUCCAACUCGUGGAGAGCAGAAAAAGAGCUGCAAGCAAUUGAGAAACAGUUGGCGAUUGGACUGUGAAGGCUUGUAAUGCAAGAUUCUUACCAGUCAGUGGACAAUCAUUUUGGAGUUUGAAAAUCCACAGUGGGGGCUGUUAAUAGACUUACGUUGCUCAGGAAUGUGGCUCUUGGUAAUGUGCAUGAUAAAAUGAAUAGAUUUUCUGCAAUGAGGCUCCCAAACUGCAGUGGGGUGAUAGAAGGCACACACGUUCCUAUUUUGUCUCCAGCCCACCUUGCCACAGAGGACAUCAAUAGAAAGAGCUCCUUUUUUAUAGUUAUGCAACUGUUAGUGGAUCACCACCAACUGACAUCAAUGUUGGCUGGUCAAGGAAGGUGCGUGACACAAACAUCUUUAGAACAUAGAACUGUUCAGAAAACUACAAAUAGGAACAUUCUUUCCCUACUGACAGAUUACCACUGGCCAUGUUGAAAUGCCAAUACUGAUCCUGGGAGACCCAGUUUAUCCCUUGCUUCACUGGUUCAUGAAUCCAUACACCAGCCAUCUCGACAGCACCACGGAAAGAGUCAACUGCCAUCUCAGCAGGAGCGGAAUGACAAUUGAAUGUGCUUUUGGUAGAGAGAAGUGAUUCUGGUGUUUACUUCCAAGACUGGAUCUCAGCAAAAAUAAUAUCCCAAUGAUUAUAGCUGCCUGUUGUGUCCUGUAUAAUAUCUGUGAGGCAAAAGGGUAGAAGUUGCAGCUUGGGUGGAGGGCAGAGGUGGAGCAGCUUUCUGAUAAGUUUGAACAGGCAGGCACAAGUGCUAUUAGAAGAGCACAAAAUAGAGCUAUGAGAGUGAGGGAGGCCUUGAAAGAGCACUUUAACUGUCAGCCACCAUAAUGGAGUGUGGUGAAUUGUGCUCUACCUGGACAUGAAGUUUUGGGGCCUGUUAGGAAUUAUGUGAUACUUGGUGUGCAUUUAUAUGACUAAUACAGUCAGUGCAUCUGUUAAUUAUACAGGGCUUGCUGCACAUUUAUAAUUACACCUCUACCCCGAUAUAACAUGAAUUCAGAUAUAAUGCAAUAAAGCAGCACUCCGGUGGGGGGGGGCCCACUCCGGCGGAUCAAAGCAAGUUCGAUAUAAUGCAGUUUCACCUAUAAUGCAGUACGAUUCUUUUGGCUGUGGAGGACAGUGUUAUAUCGGGGUAGAGGUGUAUUACACUGUCACUGAUCCUAUGAGAGCCUUUGCUCUGUACAGUCACAAGUAGUGGGGUGCUUUGAGUAGCCUUGGGCAGAUAUUUAAAAAAAAUGUUUUGUAUAUCAAAACCACUUGCAACAAAAACUGGUUAAAAAACAAAUGCAAUGAAAACUUAUAAAAUAAAUUCUGCUCUAUUGAUUUAACAAAGGAAAAGAAAAUUCAUCUCCAUUUCAGUCUAUUUUUGCUACACAUCCAGCAACUGUGGCCCGUGUACGUGAAGCUGUGGCUGUUUGUACUGUCCCCUGGCAUGGAGUGGUGGGGGUAGGAACGCAGCCUCUGAUGUCACAUGGAACAUUGAGGGUGUAGGGAGGUGCUAAAAUGGAGUUCUGCAUUGACUACAGAGGGAGGAGAGCCCAUGCUUGUUGAACUUUUAGGUCAGCAAGUGUCUGCAGUAUUAGUGCUUGCUGCUGGAGAAGUCCCAUUAUGUCUGGGUGCAUUUCCCUCUACUUUUCCUGCCAUGUCUCCUGGGCCUUUCUGCUAUCCAUUCUUUCUCCAUACUGUCAGCAGUAUUCGCCCUCCAGGCCUUCUGUUCACAAUCCGAUGCAGCACUGACUUGCAGGAUCUUGUUGAGCAUAUCCUUCCAUGUUCUUUACUUUCUCUUCCUCAUCAGAGCCAGGUGUUUCACAGAUAAGGAGGGGACGUCCCUCAAGGCUGCAACGGCAAUAGCCACAGAUAAAACACAAAGACUCGUCACUGUAUUUAGUUACAACAGAAGGUGAAAGUUAAUGCUCAGAACUCAUCCCAUAAAAGUUUUAAACAAGACAUUCUUAUUGACACCAGCUUUGGAGCACUUUGGCACAGCACCACCCUCUGGUCCCAGGCACAGUGAGUAUGCCCUAUGAGGGAAAUGCGGGGGAGGAGGAGGGAAUUGUUUGAUUGCCUGAAACAAUAAAACUUUGGUCCUUGUUUCCAUGUAUGAGUGCAGGGCAAUGGCACUGAGUAGUGCCACCAUUUUCCACCGGUGGUGGUGAUUUUCAGCUGAUAUUUCGCUCCUGAGAGUAACACAGGCACAGAGAGCACAGCUUCUGCUGGCAUUCCAAAACCUCCUGGGCCUGCAUGCUGUUAGCCUGUUUAAAGCAAUGGUGCCUGCCAAAGUCAUUGUGACUGGCACAGGAAAGUGUCCUAUUGCAGAGGAAGAAAUUAGACUACCAUCUCCAGAAAUCUUCAGGAGAGGAUUGCAGAGUACGUCCACGAAGUUUCAUUGAAAUCUCUCAGGAGGAUUCAGGGGAUAUCCCUGUGUACAUAAACAUUUCCACAUCUCUUUCUCUCCGACCCUGCCUUGCCAAUGUUGGAUUGCUACCUCUUCUAGUACAAGUAAAACAAGGAAAAGUACAUACCUUUGUCCUGUGAAGUUGGUGUCUGGCACCAUCUGUACUUUUAAACAUUGUAAUGGAAAAGGUAUUCACAUAUUUACCCAAGGGUCCUUCCCGUGCAUCAGGCUCCGCUGACGAGAUAGAUUGCCUAGCCCUGGUCUAGCCAAUGGCACGCAUGCAGAAGGCGGCAUAUGAGCUGAUUUUCAGUGGCACUCACACUGCCCGGGUCCUGGCCACUGGUCCGGGAGGCUCUGCAUUUAAAUUUAAUUUUAAAUGAAGCUUCUUAAACAUUUUAAAAACCUUAUUUACUUGUCAUAAACAAUAGUUUAGUUAUAUAUUGUAGACUUGUAAAAAGAGACCUUCUAAAAACUUUAAAAUGUAUUACUUGCACGCGAAACCUUAAAUUAGAGGGAGUAAAUGAAGACUCGGCACACCACUUCUGAAAGGUUGCCGACCCUUGGGCUAGACUGUAGUGUAGUCUCAAACAUGUCCUAGCUUGGGACAUAGCUGGAUGCCUCCAAUGCCACAUUGCACAUCCCUCUCCAUACUCCUCCUGCUUGCUGUUAGUGCCAGGUGUCUCCAUUGGGCUCCUCCGAGGUAUUAGCAGUGCUGUGCAAGGUGCUGGUGGGAUCUCCACUAAGUAUGUCAUGCAGUUAGUUGUAAAAGCAAGUUUGCGGCUAGGCACUAGAUUAACUGGUGGCCUUCCUGGCCUUGUGGGAUGCCUGCCACAGUUCCUUCAUUUUCAUGUGGUACUGUUGCUGAUCCCUGUUGUUUCCCUUUGCCUGCCUCCCCUAUUCAGUUUUUCAUAGAUGACCACAUUUCUACAACUCCUCUGUGGCUGUGGCUGCACAGCCUCUUUUCCUCAGGCCAUAGUGCCUCCAGACACGAGUGUCUAGAAUGUGUAAGUGGCGUGACCAGUUGGGCAGUUGCGCACAACAAGGGAGAGCUGCUAGCUGGACAGUUGGGAAAAGGCAUUUCAAAAAUAAACAUUUGAGGAGUGGGUUCUGGUCUCCAUGACCCGUGGGCAGUGGAGUUCACAGUUGUGACCAGAGCAGUCACUGUUGGGCAUUGUGAGACAGCUGCUGGAGGCCUGUAACGGUCAACAUAGGUCAUGCAGUGUCUACACUUGUUCUGUGUCAAUCUCAGUAUGUUGGCCAUGGCUCAAUGCCAUUCAGGGAGGUGGUGUUACUGCGUCGCUGUAACAGUGUGUUUAUGGCGUCUGGAGAUAAAUUUGAGUGCAGACACAUGCACUUCUAGGAUCAUAUAAGGUGACUUAUGUCAGCCUAACUUUCUAGUGGAGACCAGCCCCAAAUGCCAAAAAAAUCAUUGAAAAGCAGAGCCUGGUACAGUAUACUCCCAAGAUAAUCCUUGCCAAUUAAAUUUGGAUUUUCUUCCUAAUAUUUCGACUUGUAAUACUUCAGAACCCUUGCCUUCAGUUGCUUAUCUCUAGUCCUUUAAGAACAGAGGAGUAUGAAAAUUAAGUGUUACGUCUCCAUUUUUUUUUCAGAAUUAUGCUGUUAGUAUUAGCUUAACAUAGACAUGAGUUUACUAAAAAUAUGGAUAGCUCAAUGAGAGAGAGAUUUAUUUCCGUCCACCAUCACUACCCCUUUGAGGGUUCUUUACUAACAAAUUCUUGGUCAGGAAUGACAAAAAUGGUUGAAAUUUUAAGGAAGAAACUUAAUACACCUUUCUUUUAGGAUAAUCAUUUAUACUUUAUUUUCUUAGUUUAAUAAGCAUUGUUAAAAUUUUCCUUAAAAUUAAGCUAUAUUUAAGUAUUUUAGAAGUCAGAAUUGAAUGCUAUAUCCAGUUUAACACGUUUCAACUACUUUUUUUCCCCUCUAGGUUUUUGUAAUUACAGAAUAGUAACUUUGUAGGAUGUCAGGGAAUGAUUUGGAUGUGAAUGUUUACAAGAUAAACCGACAAUGUCAUAUAAAGAGCAAGGGGAUCAAAGCCCCAAACGAAUCCUUAAGAAGCCCUCUCGUCUACCCCAACUUCUGGGUGAAAAGCUCUGCCCUCGGAGGUAGAACUUCUGGAUUAUCCAACAAAAACUUCUUAUUUUGUGAGCAAACUAAACAGUUCUUGAAUAGUCGUGAGAAUGGUUUAGGAGAUGCUAGCUCUCAUUGCAAGAGUGGAGUGGCAAAUGACUUUAACAAGGAAGAGUUUGGAUCAAAGAUGAGCAAGGGAACACUAACAGGAAAGUCAGUGGAAAGCAUAAGCGAUAGAAGUAGUUUGCUGUUAACACCUUCAACUAAGGAGGAAAAUGCUGUUGCUGGUCCAAACUUAACGCAGAGCUCCAAUUCUGACUUGCUUCACACAAAGCAGAAAAAGAUACAGAAUUCCCCUGAGAAUAUUUUAUCUAUAGGCUACGAUUCAAAACUAUUUAAUUCGUUAAUGCCGACCCCUCGGAUAACUACUUGUCAUCAUUGUGGUCUGUAUGGAGACCUGAGAUGUUCUCAAUGUAAACAGACAUAUUAUUGCUCUACAGACUGCCAGAAGAAAGAUUGGUCUGUACAUGGUAUUGUAUGCAAACCAAUUAAACAAAAUUUAAAGAAAAGUGAAGAUAAUGCCAAGUUGCCUGGUGAAAUUAAGAAUAACAUUGAUUUUAAGGGCAGUGUGACACCUGUUGAUGCACACAAGAUAGAAGAUGACAUCAAGAAAAUAAUGCUUUCUGACCUGCAAAAUCUAGGGCUCAAAAAAGAUAUGGAAAUACAGGGUACAGUCACAGAAUUCAGGAACCCAAGUGAAUUUUACAUACAGGUCUAUUCUUCAGAAGUUGUAGAAUAUAUCAGCAAACUUACUGUGAAACUGAAAGAUUGUUAUGCAAAUAUUGUUAACCAAGAGGAAUAUAUUCCUAUCAAAGGGGAAGUUUGUGUUGCAAAAUAUUCUCUGGAUCAGACCUGGAACAGAGUACUGGUAAAAAAGGUGGAUAUCUUACAGAAGAAAGCACAAGUGUUAUAUAUCGAUUAUGGCAAUGGAGAAAAUGCUCCACUAGAUUGGAUUAAACCACUCCACAAAGACAUUGAACUGUUUCCUCCCUGUGCCAUUAAGUGUUGUGUUGCUAAUGUUGCUCCAAAACAAGGAGGAUGGAACAAAGACUGUGUUAGCAUUAUUACCCCUCUGCUCGUCGGACAGUACUGUUCGGUGACUGUUGUUGACCUAUUACAGGAGGAGAUGAUGACUUGUUUCGCUGUAGAUGUUAUCCUGCCAGGUUCUGGGAAACACCUAGAUAAAAUACUUCUCGAAAUGGGGCAUGAAUUGAGUCCAAAGAGGAAAGAAACUAAGAAAAUUAACCCAGAGACAGGUACUGUGUUACAAAAGGAUUCUGAGGGAGAAAGAGAAAAAACAGCUGAAGAUGAACUGGUUCAGAUUAGUGAUUUAGCCAUAAAGGUUGUUUCCGUAUCCGUGGGAGAUACAUUUUCUGGUGUAGUUGCCCAUAUUCAAACGCCAGAAGACUUUUUCUGUCAACAGAUGCAUAAUGGUCACCAGUUUGCUGAACUUCAAGUAUCCUUGGGUGAAUACUGUAACAAAAUCCCUACUAUCCCAAAUUUCUGUCCACCUGUUGGAGAUGUCUGUUGUGCCCAGUUUACAGAAGACAAUCAGUGGUAUCGUGCCUCUGUUCUAGCAUAUACUUCUGAAGAUACUGCUUUAGUGGGCUAUAUAGAUUAUGGUAACUUUGAAGUUCUCCAAGUGGCUAGACUUCGCCCUAUGAUUCCAAAAUUAUUGGAGUUGCCAGUGCAAGCUAUAAAGUGUACAUUAGCAGGUGUGAAGCCCCUUUCAGGAACCUGGUCCUGGGAAGCUAUUGCUCUGAUGAAACAACUAUUGCAAAAUAAAAUGAUCACUAUAAGAGUGGUGGACAAAAAGGAGAAUAGCUCUGUGGUAGAGAUUGCAGAUGAAUCUGUUACUCCAGUAAUAAAUGUAUCUAAACAUCUUUUAGAAUCAGGCCAUGCAGUGAAAGAUUCCAAGGAUGUCUUGACAAUAAAUGAAACUGUUAACACUGUGAAAGAAGGAAGUGCUGUAGGAGAAACAAUAAAUAAAAUAGAUUGGACAUGGGUUAAGCUGACUCUUAACCAGACAUUAAAUGUCUUGCUGUGUACAGUGAACAAUCCUGGAGAGUUCUUCUGUCAGAUCUUAGAUGAUGACUUACUUGCUCUAAACGUACUCAACAAGUCAUUGUCAGAAUACUGCCAGCAGACGUCUACUAGUGUUUUCAAGCCUUCAGAGGGAGAACCUUGCUGUGCUUUUUUCUCUGGUGAUGGCAAUUGGUAUCGUGCUUUGGUCAUAGAAGUCUCUUCAGAUGGAGCUAUUAAAGUGCAAUUUGUGGAUUAUGGAAAUGUUGAGACAGUAACUCCAGAUAAACUUCGACAGAUCUCAUCAACAUUGCUAAAACUUCCAUUUCAAGGAAUUAAGUGUUGGUUAUCAGGUGUAAAACCUGCUAACAAGAAAUGGGUCCCAGAAGCCACAGCAAGAUUUCGGAUGUGCACUGCAGGAAUUAAACUUCAAGCCAGAGUAGUUUCUUUCAACAAAAGUGGUGCUGGAAUAGAGCUCAUUGAUAAUUCCACAGCUUGUCCAAGAAUAAUCAGUGAAAUUUUAAUUAGUGAAAAAUUAGCUUUAAAGGAAGGUCUGCCAAAUAAAGAUGGGCUACCAAAUACGUCUGCUGAGAAAAUAGAGCCUCAAGAAACCUCUUCUGAGCAGUGGCAGACAAUAGAAUUGCCUGUCAAUGAAACUGUAUCGGUCCGUGUAAUGGAAGUGAUAAGUCCAGACUUGUUUUAUGCUCUACCAAGUGAAACCAGAGUAGAUCAAGAGAAGUUGUGUAGGUUGAUGACUGAACUGGUAGAAUAUUGCAACACUCAGAACAAUCACUCCUUCAGACCAAAAGUCGGUGAAGCCUGUUGUGCCAAGUUUGCAGGUGAUGGCUAUUGGUACAGAGCUAUAGUUCUGGGAGUUUCUCAGUCGGAGGUGAAGGUAGCAUAUGCAGACUAUGGAUGCACCGAAACUCUACCAUUCUCUAGAGUGCUGCCGAUCACUGCACGUUACUUGAAGCUCCCUUUUCAGAUAAUUAAGUGUUCGCUUGCAGGAAUCAUGGAAUGGUCUCCAUUAAUAAUAGAUUUGCUGAAAACAUUAAUAUUGAAUAAGUGUGUCAUGAUCACAGUGAAAGGGAUCAAUGAGAAUAUUCAUGCAGUAUCUGUGGAGAAAUGUUUUCAAAACAGUAGUCUAAGUAUAGUUGACAAAUUUGUAAUGGAAGGUUUAGCCAAAUAUAGCAACUCUGGAAAUCAAAGUAUGCUACACCAAGCCCAUGUAAAUGAGGCUAGUUGCUGUUGCACAGAAUUAAAAAAGCAAAUUGAAAAACAUGAAGAGAUCCUCCUCUUUCUUUUAAAUAAACGCGUGGCUCAAGAUAAGUGUAGUGAAAUGAAAAAAUUAUUACAACACUAAACUUGUAGGCAUGAUUUGUGUGUUAUAUGCUUAUAACUGUAACACUGUGUUGCCAAUGUUAAUGCAAUUGCUACUGCUCACUGCUCUUACUCCUAGAAUAGUGGCUGUGUUCAGGACCAAAAAAAGCUUGAUUUCUUUUGUAGAAAUUGUUUUGCUGUUAAAUGCUGUUGGACUAUAUCUGUACGUAUGUGAAAUGAGAAAUUGUACAUUUAGACUGUCUGAAUCGGAGCAAAGUUAAGACGUGAAGCCUCUGGCUGUUGUUGCAGUUCUUUUGAACGAAGGCAAUACUUUUUCUUAAGCAACUUUCUGUAAGAAAACUCUUCAAUUGCAAACCAAAAGUAUUGUAAGAGAACUUAGUGAAAACUAUUCAGUUUUCAUUUGCAAGAAAGAAAAAUUGGAUCGUUGUCUUAGAAAACUCAACUUCAUUUUUACAUUGAAUGUAUAGAAAACAUAAAAUUUAAGUUUGAAAUAAAAAUUCAUGUGAAAUUUUAGGUUAAUGAUCUGUCAUGAAGAAUAACAGUACAGAUACUACUUUUUUCAUUGGGUCUGCUUAAUGUUCUGUGUCUAACUUACGGUUAGAUUUGUUUAAAACCAUAUUUUCAGCCUUUUAUUUUUCCUUAUUGUUUCCUCCAGCUGCGUGAGGUAAUGUGAACAGCCAAACUUGAUUUUUAAUUGGCAUGUAAAGUAUCUCUUCUACCUGCAAAAUCAUUCCUUUUUUUCAGAUAGUUAUUCAGCAGUUCUGCUAGGCAUUGUUUAAUGGUUAGAGCAAGGAAUGGGCUCUCAGAACUCUUGGUUUCCCCAUCAGACUGCUGCUAAAUUUAGACAAGUCACUUAACCUCUCCAUCUGUUUAUGCAUCUUUAUUUUAUUAAUGGAUAAAGUUCCUGUAUAUGCUCAAAUGCUGUAUCAGUGCAUAGUAUUUACCCUCUUCAUCUGAAAGCAUACAUCACAUUCACAAUUUGGCACCUUUAUUGACAGACUCAGCAGACAAAGCAAGGGGUCGUAGACAUGGAGAUUGAAUUGCUCUCAACUUUAGAACUAGUUUCCAUGUUUGGAUGGAAAUGUGUAUUUCCAUUGGUCAUGUGCAUCUGUUUUGUAGAGACAUAAGAUUUCAGUUUAUGGUGUUGCCAAUCUGAUACUUUUCAGGAGCACUACAGCUAACUUGAAAGAGUUGGAAUUUUUAAACUACUACUUUGCUUGUGCUACCAGACUAAGGGUAUGGCUACAAUUGAAAUUUCAAAGUGCUGGUGAAUCAGCAAUGUUCACAAAUUUGUAUUUUUCCCUAAGCACAGGGUGAAUCUCUCACUCCGAAAUAAAUUCCAUUUGAACAUUUAUCAUAUCCAGUCACAGUUGGCUUUUAUUUGAAACUGCUUUAUAGCAUUCUCCUUUGCUGGAUGUCAGAUAUGGAAAACAUACCCUAGGUUAUCCCUCUCUCUGUUGUUUUUUUGUGUGAAAUACUUAUAUGGACCAGCAAACAGAACUGGACCCUAUUUUAAUGGCAUUCACUUACACAUUAUCAAGGAAUAAGUGCAUUUUUACAUGUUACUAUUAUCACUUCCAGCUCCCCUCUCUUCCUCUAAAAACAUUUUGCUUCUGGUUAUGAGACUCUGAGUAUCUGCCCUGCAAAAUCCAGAAAAUAACAUGCUAUUGGCAUUCAGACGAGUAAGAAGAUAGUACAAUAUAGUCUCGCUAACCUUGGCUUCCAAAGGAAUUUUUUGUAUGUAGCACUUGUAUAGCUCUUUCGUAUUUUCAAAGCACUUUACAAACAUUCAGAACCAAAUGUGUUACAGUUGAGCUAUUAAUUGUCAAUAAAAA